Molecule: messenger RNA, 3824 nt
Organism: Actinia tenebrosa (Australian red waratah sea anemone)
Lineage: Eukaryota; Metazoa; Cnidaria; Anthozoa; Actiniaria; Actiniidae
Product: WD repeat-containing protein 74
Biological process (GO): ribosomal large subunit biogenesis
Cellular component (GO): preribosome, large subunit precursor; nucleolus
Molecular function (GO): protein binding
Source: RefSeq, a predicted model, not a curated record
AUGGCGGACGAGUUUACAUCAGAUGUUUGGGUUGGAAGCGAAAUUGGCUAUUUAAAAGCGGUUGAUUUGCAAAAGAAGUCGUUCAAUAAUGUGGCUGGUCCAACUUCUGAGUCAGACGUUAAAAAACCAGAGGAAAUAUGCAGGAUGUGCUGGAAGAACUCUGAACAAAAUCAGAUGAUUCUAGGACUAYGCAAUGGCCUUCUGAAGACCUUUGAUGUCGAUCAAAAUACAUUUAUUACUGAAAGAGACUGUGAAGUACAAGAGAGUCAUCUCGUUGGACUUUUCUGUAAUGACAGAUCAACAGUGACCUGCACAGAGUCUGGAGUGCUGAGAACCUGGGAAGAAAAUGGAUCCCCGAUUAAUAUCAGAGUUGGUGAUCAUAUUUCAAUAAUGUGUAACAACCAACAAAACCCUCACCAUGUCGGUACUGGAGGUAAAGAAAAUAACCUUAAGAUCUGGGACCUGAUUAGAGAUGGAGAAAACAUCUUCAAAGCAAAAAAUGUCAGAAACGACACAUUGGACUUGCGUGUGCCAGUGUGGGUCACAUCCCUUGGCUUUCUCCCCAGUAAUACGUCAUCAUCAAAAGUCAUCACAGGGACAGGAUAUCACCAAAUACGACUGUACGAUACUGCUGCCAAGAACCGACCUGUCAUGUCAGUAGAGUUUGAAGACUGUCCUAUUUCUGCUCUGGCUGUCACAAACCAAGAACAUGAAGUGAUAAUAGGGAAUACUGCUGGUACAAUGGCAGCACUUGAUCUAAGGAAAGCUGGGCAGGUAGUUGGACAUUUCAAGGGUUUUGCUGGAGGGAUUCGCUGUAUUGAAUACUGUGAGGAAAGUGGACAGGUUGCAGCCUGCGGUCUCGACAGAUUUUUACGUGUUUAUGAUGUCAAGUCACGCGGAUUAUUACACAAGGUUUAUCUCAAAACAAGACUAAACUGUUUAUUAUUCUCAAGCAAAGAUACGCAACAUCAGGAUAAAACUACGAUAUUAAACGAAGAAUGCGAUGCAAAAACUAAAAACAGUGACAUUAUUCGUAAACGAGAAAGAACGAACGAUGACGAAGAUGACGAGGUGGAUCGAUUAUGGGAAAGUAUGGAAGUUGUGGGGAGUGAAAAAGAAAAAAAGAAAAGAAAAUCGUCUAAAAAAAAGCCAAAGAACUGACACCUUGAAUUAAGGUAGACAUAAAUAAAUAGAAAGUGUUUUACAUAGUGGUAGAAAUAAUGUUAUGGAAACGAUACGACAUUUUUUUCUUAAUUCAUAUUAUCGUAACCGGUUCCAGUGCAUUUUACCUAAAUGCUUUGCCCCAGUUUCGUGCGAUAAAUUUGAUGUAUAUGAAAGCUCCACACUUGUUCACGCAAGACCCAAAAAUAAGUUUGCGUGGAAAAUAUAGAGUUUUCGCUUGCUGUGAGAUACAUGAACCUUUUUAAUAGUGUAUUCACGUCUCAAAUCUGAAAUAUUUGUCCAAUAUUUUCUACAGUGUAAAUACUACUUAUUGCUUCUGUAAGCUGAUCAAAACUCGAGAAAUCAAUUCUUUGAUGUACUGUGCUUUGAGUUAGUUUGAUAAUUCUUCAGUUUUUUUGUUUUCUUCCAUUUUGAUGAGUUUCCUCUCAAAUUUCUUGUCCAUGGAGAAAGAUUGAUACGAAGCUGGGUACAAAUAGGGUCGAGCAACAGUACCCGGGCAUCUCUGGAACACAUCGGAUUGUUUGGUCGUCUCUUUGUAGAUGAUAAACUUUCCAGUCUCUUCGUUGCUGUAAAACACCAGCACUUCUCCUUCUUCCCACGUGGGGAUGUUGCUGGGGGGAUGUUCGGGCAAGGAGUAGGGAGAGGGAUCGGGCUCCUCACGUCUGCCGUUACACCAUCCCCACUUGUCGCUGGUGAAAUCCAUCAUUACCCCUACUCUCACCACCGCGUACUCGUUAUACGAUACUCUUUUGAUCUUCCACGAGUAUUUGCCUCCGACUACACUGUGAUGCCAAGAUGGGGCCAUUCCGUACGGUGCUUGGAUCUGAGCGCAACCCAACUCUUUGGCCUUUUCGCCAAUCCCGAGAGGACCUUGCACCUUCCACAUCAGAUUACCGGACAGUGGUUUGGCAUUGACAGUCACUUGUAAGUAAUAAUCACCCUGUCGUUUUGGUUUGUAUUUGAAAGAGUGCGUGCCAUCAUUGUUAUCUUGGACCUUGAUGUCUUCAUAUUGACCGCUUUGACUUGUUGCUUCAUCGUACUCGUGUUCAAACGACGAUGUUGGUGGAUUAUCAUCGUUGUGUGAUGGAACUCGAAUCGAGACUCGCACAUCCUGCCCACCAAUCCUAACCUGAAUUCCAUCUUUAUCUUUGAGCGUGAUAACGAAGCCAUGGCACUGGUUCACAAAGGUAUUAUAAAGAACUCCUUCCUCGCCUCCUGCUAAGGACACAGUGGCUCUAACAGUAUCACUCUGAACCCUAAACUCGCUCAAAAACUCACUCACGUCAACAGAAUGAAGAUAGAAGUGCCACCAAACUUCUGAACACUUUUCUACUUUAAUCUCACUGAGCUCCUCGAGUCGGUCGCAGAUUUUAGUCUUCAUCAACAACAGUUCUUUUUCGUUGCCUUCUUCCAUCGUUUGUUCGGUAAAAUCGAUGGCUGUGGCAAGACUGGAUGUUGUCGUUGAUAAAUUUUCUUUCUGGAAUACAAUUUGCUUCAUUUUUUCAUUCUUCAGACUGUCGACACCAGCCUUCAAUUCAAUUCUUUUCUUCUCCAGAGCUUUGGCAAGUUUUUGGAAGUGUUCAUCAAUGGACAGCUUGGUGUCAUGAGCACUUUUCGCCACCAUAUCUUCCAUCACUUGAACUUUUUUCAUUUCUUCUGUAAAGUUUAACAUUUUAACCUUACAUCGAACCAGAAGCCAGUCGAUAACUCUUCUGUGCGUCUUCAAGGCUUUCUUUACUUCAAUGCAGUCAUCCUUGCUGUGAUACUGCAAGAUGCAUUCCUUGCAGAAGAUUUCUUUGCAGUCUCGACAAUAAAUGGUCUUCUCUUCGGCAUGCUCGAUGCAAACUUUUGAGGCAGAACUCGUACCAUAUGGUACGGUCUGGGGAAGAGCGUCUUUGUGGUUGUGUUUUUGAAGACAUGAAAAGCACAAAGGCAUGUCACAGGUCUCACACUUUGUAGCCGAAUCGUUUUCACCCCUCAAUUCGCACGCAAUACAAACGAUAGAUCUUUCCAAGUACGUCUUUUUCCGUCGGUUUUUCUCCAUGAUGUCUAAGAUGUUGUUAAUGAAGAAAUUUGACUCCAAGGCCUCUACAUUCCCAUCUGGAACCUGAAGUGUGAAAAUAAAGUCUAUUUAGUAUAAGUCACUAGCAGUCUAUCUUCAAUGCUCCGUUCUGAAUGGAUGAGAUACUACUAGGCUAUAAGUUAUUUCCUACUAGUACAUACACACCUAUAUAUAUAUAUACAUACACUUUAUUGAAAGUCGAAUUUUAGAGUAGCUUAGUAUACAAGCAUAUUUCUUCGAGAGAAGAUAGCGAAAAGUGCCGGCUUUGAAAACCAAAACAUUGAAAUUGACUUUAAUUCAAAACUUGUUGUAUUUAACUAAAACAAUUAGUCCUUUUGCCAUAAUGGGCUAUUAAGCUAUUGACUCAAUAUCCAUUUGGGCUUGAGGACUAAUUGUUAAUAAUUAAUGGAAACUGAAUGGGUAUGCAUUGAAAUAUAUUAAAAUAAGUGUAAGAUGAAAUAGUGUUUCUAUAAAAAGCAGUUUGAAGUCUCGUCUCAUCUUGACUUGUCGUCCGCCUAUUCUUGUCAUCAAACAGUUUUAAUUGAUAACAAAAAAAGCUAUUAAAAUUAAUUUCGCUCUA